This is a messenger RNA of Adineta steineri, 1614 nucleotides long. Lineage: Eukaryota; Metazoa; Rotifera; Eurotatoria; Adinetida; Adinetidae. The record is from the annotation of a GenBank genome assembly.
AUGUCACCUAUAACUAUUGAUCGAUUAAAAAAAUCUUUUUUACCAUAUGGUCUUAUAUUUAUUUUUUUAAUUGUAAUAAUCAUAUGUCUAACUAUUUUAACUAUUGUCUAUGCUAGUUUAUGGCGUAGUAGUAAAGUUUCUCCAAAGAUUUAUGCAGUUGAAAAUGGAAUUAUUGGUUAUCCUGUUCGUUUACCAAAUGAUGGUCGUUAUGCUCAAUGGACAUUUUUACAUUUAAAUGAUGUUUAUGAAUUAUUACCACUUGAUAGAGGACGAAAAGGUGGACUAGCACGUGUUGCUUAUAUUCGUCGAUUAUUAAAAGAAGAAAAUUCACAUACAUAUACAAUUCUCGCUGGUGAUCUUCUUUCACCAUCAGCUUUAAGUUCAUCGAAAGUUAAUGAUACAACUUUAAAUGGAAAACAAAUGAUUGCAACAAUGAAUACUCUUGGACUUGAUUUUAUGACAUUUGGUAAUCAUGAAUUUGAUUUAUCGGAAAAUGAUUUACUUGCACGAAUGAAUGAAUCAAAAUUUACUUGGAUUAGUUCAAAUGUCUUUCGUAAAGAUAAUAAUCAAUUAUUUGGAUCAAGUAUAUCACAUAAAAUAAUAACUAUUGAUACAGUUCGAAUACUUUUCAUUGGUUUAACUAUUGAUGGAACUGGUUCAUAUAUUCAAUAUAUUAAUCAAACAUCAUUAAUUAAUUAUGUUCAAGAAUUUUUAAACAAAUUUUCAAAAAAUGAAACAUAUGAUGUACUUGUUGCUAUAACUCAUUUAGAUUUGAUUAUUGAUGCUGAACUUGCUACGAAAAUUCCUCAAAUUGAUCUUAUUAUUGGUGGACAUGAACAUGAAAAUUAUUAUUAUUUACGAGGAAGACAAUAUACACCAAUUUAUAAAGCAGAUGCAAAUGCUUUUACUGUUUAUAUUCAUCGUUGUGCAUUUAAUUUAGAUACAAAACGAUUUCGUAUUUAUAGUCAUUUAACACAAAUUACAUCUGAAAUACCUGAUGAUGAACAAACUGCAACAGUUGCUAAUUAUUGGUUUAAUUUAGGUAUACAAGGAUUUCAAGCAUUAGGUUUUGAACCAAAUGAAAUUGUAUCAUGUUUACCUUCGGGUAUUGAAUUAGAUGGACGAUCGGAAUCUGUACGAAGUCAAAUGACACUAUUAACUGCUUCUAUUUGUGAAAGUAUGUUAGAAUUAACAGCACACAAUGAAACAACUAUUGGAAUUAUUAAUUCAGGAACUGUACGUAUUGAUGAUAUUCUUCGUGAAACAAUAACACAAUAUGAUAUUUUACGUACAUUACCUUUUGGAAAUGUUGUGAUUGUAAUUUCUGUUCCUGGUGAAUUACUUGCUCGAGUACUUACGACUGGUAUAUCAAUAAAAGGAAAUGGAAUGUUUCUUGCUUAUACGAGAGUAGAAACACCUGAUGAUGGUAAAACAUGGUUAUUCAAUGGAAUAGAUAUCUCGAAAAGUGGUCUUACUUAUAGAGUAGCAACAACAUCGUAUCUACGAGAUAAUACACAAUUAAAUAAUUCAGAUGUCGUUACUUUAUACGAUAGUAAUACAACACAGACAAAAAGUUUAUUAGAAUAUUUACAAAGAAAAUAUCCUCCUUGUUAA